Molecule: messenger RNA, 3911 nt
Organism: Xyrauchen texanus (razorback sucker)
Lineage: Eukaryota; Metazoa; Chordata; Actinopteri; Cypriniformes; Catostomidae
Gene: asb6
Product: ankyrin repeat and SOCS box containing 6
Exons: 7
Coding region: 197-1510 (437 amino acids)
Biological process (GO): protein ubiquitination
Cellular component (GO): BRCA1-BARD1 complex
Molecular function (GO): protein binding
Source: RefSeq, a predicted model, not a curated record
CAAAACAUUAAGAAUAAAAUGCAUAUGUUUACGGCUGUGAAAUAAGAGCCGAUAGAAAGAACGAUAUAUUAGAAAUUUGAUUUCAGAAACUGUGUUUAUAACAAAUCCCAUCUUUGGAUCAUAUAUUUAGUAAGAGGUCGGCAGCUAACAUGCAAGCAAAGAGCGUGAAGAGAUUGUAGGACAAAGGGAAGAGAACAUGCCUUUCUUACAUGGAUUCAGGAGGAUAGUGUAUGAGUACCAGCCCCUGGUGGAUUCAGUGAUGUGUGUCCUGGGAACAGAGGAAGGAGAAAACCCCCAGCACAGGCAAGAUGGUGAAGAAAGCAUCUGUAGGGCUCUUGUGGAGCUUCUGGAUAAAGAGUCGCAGUCUUCACUCUUCAUGGAGGGAAUCAGCUACUCCCUGUUUAAAGUGGCUGAACUUGGGUUGGUCAGUGCAGCACAGGUGCUCUUGCAUUACGGGGCUGACCUAAACUUUGAAGACCCUGUAUCGUACUACAACCCCUUGCACAUUGCAGUGUUGAGGAACAAACCAGACAUGGUUCAGAUGCUGAUAGAUAAGGGAGCUGGAAUUGACAAGAGAGACAGGAUUCAUGAAAGCAGUCCUCUUGACUUGGCCAGCGAGGAGGCAGACAGGCUGCCAUGUCUGCGUGUUCUUCUAGACUUGGGUGCUGAUGUAAAUGCAAAAGAUAAGAAUGGAAAAACUGCCUUGCUCCAUGGUCUGGCCAGCAGUGAUGGACUCACAGUCAACAAUGCUGACAAUAUACAGCUGCUUCUAGAAAGAGGUGCCGAUGUCAACGCCACCACACAUGAUGGCGAGUCCCCCGUCUCCUCGCUAACCUUUCUGGUGAAGGAAGCUCUAGACAGCAGUGCAGAGGAUGCAAAAGAGAUCGGCCGGUUCUGUACCCGCGUAACUCACCUUCUUAUCAGCCACAGCGCCGACCCCAGCUGCUGCUUGAACGCUACUGACGGAGAGGUGUGGGAACCCUCGUUAAUCUACACCAGCCUGGAGCAUUUUGACAUGUUUUUUCCCCUAGCAGCCAUUCUACUCCAGCACGGAGCUUCAUUCUUUUGCUCUCACCACAUAGCCUCCUACUGGACAGGUCAACAACUGAUAUUCUCACGUCUUGCAGAAGCUCUCCGUGAACCUCUAGAUGCUACAGAAGUGGAUGAACUCAUGGCUAAAGCUGAAGUGCUGUUGGAUCUGGCCACGAUCUACUCUCCAGUCAUGCCUCCCCUCUUCCCUCGGUCUGAGCUGCCCGUGCUGGAACAGGUCUCCGCUGCUCAGCUACUGCUGGAGCUCUACAACAAACUAGAGGACCAAGUUAGCCGGCCACUAGCAUUGAAGUGCCUUUGCAGGAGACUAUUCCACCGCUGUCUGCAGCCCUGGCCCUAUGAGGAGAAGGUGAAAGCCCUGCCCCUGCCAGACAGGCUGAAGGAUCUGCUGCUCCCAGAGCUAAGCUGGAGGAACAGACCCGGCUGGGACAGCUUUAAACUCCUCCGUACACUGCACUGAGAGACAAACAGUCAUGUGUAAGUGUGGUUGUAAAUAUCGAUCCCUUGAUGACUACUACAUUCAUUAACACCUGGAUCAAAUAAAACGGAUAAAGAAUACAAUAACUCAGUGCCUGCUUAAUCUGAUCAACAUACAGAACAAACAGAUGUGAUCUGGCUCUGUGUGUGGUGCACCAGAACUUAACAAAGAGAGAAUGCUCGCAUGGGACAAAUUUAAGGAAUAUUCUGGGUUCAAUACAAGUUGAACUCAAUUGACAGCCUUUGCGGCAUAAUGCUGAUUACCACAAAAAAUCAGUUAGACUUGUCCCUCCUUUUCUUUAUAAAAAGCAAAAAUCAAGGUUACAGUGAGGCACAUACAAUGGAAGUUAAUGGGGGCCAAUUUUUGGAGGAUUUAAAGGCAGAAAUGUGAAGCUUAUUUUAUUUUCACUUGCAUUAGUUUUUUCUGUUAAAACUUGUGUAAUAUUUAAGGUAAGUUUAAAUAAUUGUUUUAGUGGCUGACUACUAAGUAACAGUGAUUAUAGGGUUUACGCUGUUAUGUUGUCAUGGCAACGAAGUUGAAAAAUUGGAUAUAGCUUUACACAGAAAAGGUUAGUCAUUUUAUCACACAAAAAUCAUGUCAACACAUUGUUUAGAUCUUGUAACAAUAAUUUUGAAACAUUAUUUUAACGUUUAAGAAUUGGCCCCAUUCACUUCGACUCUAUGUGUCCCAGUUUCAAUUUAUUUAUUUUUUAGAAAAGGGAUGAGUUGAAAAUAUAUAUUUUUUAUGGUAAUCAACAUAAUGCCACAAAUGCUGUUGAUUGAGCUUAACUUGUGUUGAACACAGAUUAUUCCUUUAAAUAAAAAAUGCUCAUGGAAACAAUGUAACUUGGUGUUCAUUGUGCCAAAGUGCCCCUAACUGCAAUUUACUUCAUCUUGUCAGUUCAUUAUUUUCUGUUUUGUAGUUCGUAGUUUAAAAAUCUUUUUAGGGGUAGUUCGCCCAAAAUAGUUCUCUCAUCAUUUACUCACCCUCAGGCCGUCUCAAACUCAUAUGACUAUUUUUCUUCUACGGAACUCAAAGAUGCUUUGAAGGAUGUAUGAUAUGUUUUUGCCAAUACAAUGUAAGUCAGUGGGGUCCAAAACUUUCAAGCUUCUAAAAGGACAUAAAUGCAGCAUAAAGGUAAUCCAUGCAACUCAAGUGGUUUAAUCCAUGUCUUCUGAAGCGACAUGAUCACUUUGGGUGAGAAACAGACCAAAAUUUGAGUCCUUAUUCACUAUAAAUCUUGACAUCUGCGGUCUCCUCUGCACAUUCAUGAGAGAAGCUUGUUCACACACUUCCACCUACGAACCAGACACAGUGUCGCCAGGCUCACUGAUGUCUACAUUUAUAGUGAAUAAGGAUUUAAAUGUUGGUGUGUUUCUUUCCCAAAGUGAUUGUAUCGCUUCAGAAGACAUGGAUUAAACCACUCGAGUUGUAUGGAUUAUUUAUAUGCUGCCUUUUGUCUUUUUUUUGGAGCUUAAAUUGCAUGGACAAAAACACAUCAUAUAUCCUUCAAAAUAUCUUCGCUGUGUUCUACAGAAGCCAAGGUCGUGUGAAAAAACUGUCAAUUAUGAGAGAAUUAUUAUUUUGUGUUUGUUUAACUGUGCCUUUAAUUGUUUACAGUUGAAUCUUUAAUAUCUUGUACAGCACCACUGCCAAAUGUGAUCUUAUUACUUGUGUGCUGUUUAAUUUAUUUUGAUUGUGAUUUGUGAGUUGCUGUCUGUAAACAGUCUCCAGUUUUGGCAUUAUCGGUGAAUCGUGUAAAAUGAUAAAUUAUGCCUUAACAAGACAGCCAACUUUGUGUUGAGGAUAUGAAAGAGAAGUUUGCUCCUCUUCUAUUGUACAGUGUCUUGAAGUUGUGUGGCCUUGUAAAUAAUCAAGUAUCAUUCAUAUCCUUUCAUAUGUCUGUUUUACAUUUUAUGAGACAUCUGCUGAAUGUCUCAUGGACAUCUGAGACAUACUUAUUGACAUGUCUUGUUGAUGUAUUGCAGAUGAGCAAACUUGAAAAAAAGACAUCUUCCUGAUGUAAAUAUACACAUCAAAUAGACAUGUUGAUGUACAUGUGCUUUCAAGGAAUUGUUACAAAAUGUGAGGUAUCUACCCACCCAAAAUGGAAUUAACUACCAUUGGUUUCAUGCUGGUCACACACAAAUAUACAUUCUGAGAUGAAAAUAAAUAAAAUGUUGUUGACUUUUAAGUGCAAAUAGUCAAUGAAUCAGAUUGCAGAACAAUCCUAGCAGGACAGUGGCUGCAGUGGCCAUCAAAUCCAGCACUCCCUGGUACUGGUCCAAAGGAAGGGUUCUUCCCAAUUUGAACCUUGUCAAGUGUAGGAGAACACAAAUUUGGUAAAGAAAUUAAAGGGAAUAAAAAUAAAACAGAAUUAGGA